Camelus dromedarius (Arabian camel) is the source of this 1605-nucleotide messenger RNA. It is a transcript of the gene FEZF1, whose product is annotated as FEZ family zinc finger 1. The transcript has 4 exons. Bases 168 to 1595 code for a protein of 475 amino acids. Gene Ontology annotation, cellular component: nucleus. Gene Ontology annotation, biological process: regulation of gene expression. The record is from RefSeq and is a predicted model, not a curated record. Lineage: Eukaryota; Metazoa; Chordata; Mammalia; Artiodactyla; Camelidae.
UCCAUUGGGCUGGGCAGGCAGGUUCGGCUGGUGAUGCUGGGCAGGAGGAGGAGGAGGCUACUGGUGGUGAUGGUACCCGUCCUCCUCUCUGCAGGUCUGUGACAAGCAGGGAACAAGACAACGACGGCGCAGCCCGGCGCGGGCUGACGGACGCUGGCGACUCAGUCAUGGACAGUAGCUGCCACAACACGACUGCCAAAGUGUUAGCGACUGCUCCGGCCCGGGGCAAUAUGAUGAGCACCUCCAAACCCUUGGCUUUCUCCAUCGAACGAAUCAUGGCGCGCACCCCCGAACCCAAGUCCCUGCCCGUCCCCCACUUUCUGCAGGGAGCCGUGCCCAAGGGGGACCCGAAGCACCCUCUGCAUCUUAACUCGUCGAUCCCCUGCAUGAUCCCCUUCGUGCCUGUGGCGUACGACACGAGCCCCAAGGCAGGAAUGACCGGGUCGGAGCCGCGGAAGGCGAGUCUGGAGGCUCCGGCCGCGCCGGCAGCGGCACCCGCGGCUCCCGCGUUCAGCUGCAGCGACCUGCUCAACUGUGCGCUGAGUCUCAAGGGCGACCUGGCCCGCGACACGCUACCGCUGCAGCAGUACAAGCUGGUAAGGCCGCGUGUGGUUAACCAUUCUUCCUUCCACGCCAUGGGAGCCCUGUGCUACCUGAAUCGUGGUGAUGGCCCGUGCCACCCAGCGGCCGGCGUUAACAUCCACCCGGUGGCCUCCUACUUCCUCAGUUCCCCUUUGCACCCGCAGCCAAAAACAUAUUUAGCUGAAAGGAAUAAACUGGUGGUCCCGGCGGUGGAGAAGUACCCCUCGGGAGUAGCUUUCAAAGACUUGUCCCAGGCUCAGCUGCAGCAUUACAUGAAAGAAAGCGCUCAGCUUCUGUCGGAAAAAAUCGCAUUCAAAACCACGGACUUCAGCCGAGGCUCUCCUAAUACCAAGCCUAAAGUUUUCACUUGCGAAGUGUGUGGAAAGGUCUUUAACGCGCAUUAUAACUUAACCCGUCACAUGCCGGUGCACACAGGAGCCAGACCCUUCGUUUGCAAAGUGUGUGGAAAGGGCUUCCGGCAAGCCAGCACACUGUGCAGGCACAAGAUCAUUCACACCCAGGAAAAACCUCAUAAAUGUAACCAGUGUGGCAAAGCGUUUAAUAGAAGUUCUACUUUAAACACGCAUACUCGAAUACACGCAGGCUACAAACCGUUUGUGUGUGAAUUCUGUGGCAAAGGAUUUCAUCAAAAAGGGAAUUACAAAAACCACAAGUUGACCCACAGCGGGGAGAAGCAGUUCAAGUGCAAUAUCUGCAACAAGGCUUUCCACCAGGUUUACAACCUCACCUUCCACAUGCACACCCACAACGACAAGAAGCCCUUCACCUGCCCCACGUGCGGCAAGGGCUUCUGCAGGAACUUUGACCUCAAGAAGCACGUCCGCAAGCUGCACGACAGCGGCUUGGGCCUGGCUCGCAUGCCUGCCGGGGAGCCGGGCGCGGAUCCGUCCCCGCCUCUCCAGCAGCCGCCGCCCGCGACGCUGCCGCCGCUGCCGCCGCCGCUGCCGCCCCCUGGGCCCUUGCAGCCUGGGCUCCACCCGGGGCACCAGUGAUCAAGGCCAA